This is a messenger RNA of Callorhinchus milii (elephant shark), 3781 nucleotides long. It is a transcript of the gene cap1, whose product is annotated as CAP, adenylate cyclase-associated protein 1 (yeast). The coding region runs from base 95 to 1483 and encodes 462 amino acids. Gene Ontology annotation, cellular component: cytoplasm. Gene Ontology annotation, biological process: cytoskeleton organization; regulation of adenylate cyclase activity; cell morphogenesis. The transcript has 13 exons. Gene Ontology annotation, molecular function: adenylate cyclase binding; actin binding. NCBI's taxonomy places the organism in Eukaryota, Metazoa, Chordata, Chondrichthyes, Chimaeriformes, Callorhinchidae. The record is from RefSeq and is a predicted model, not a curated record.
GGGGGAGGCGGGGCGGCACUUCCGGAGGCGGUGGACACAGGGGCACAGGGAGAGGGAGAGAGGGAGAGCACCGGGUUGUUGAACAAUUGCAAACAUGGAGGCCUUGAUACAGAGACUGGAGACGGCUGUGAUUCAGUUGGAGACGGUGGUUCAAUCCGGAGUGCCUGGAGCUGGCUCUGUAGAUACUGCGUGUGCUGCCUAUGUGGAGGAGUUUGAUGAAAUUCUUGCUGGGCCGGUAGCUGAGUACUACAAACAGAGCAAAGGGAUUGGUGGAGAUGUUUUUAAACAUGCUGAGAUGGUGACCACAGGAUUGAAUCUGCAAAGGAAAUUCCUGGUGAUUGCUUCCCAAUGCCAGAAACCUUCAGAGGCUGAAUUAACCCAAAUACUUCAGCCUAUCUCGGCUAAAAUUCAGGAGAUCCAAGACUUCAGAGAGAAAAAUCGCCCCAGCAAGCAGUUUAAUCAUCUGUCUGCAGUCAGUGAGAGCAUUCCUGCCCUGGGAUGGUUGACAGUGGCUCCCAAACCUGGCCCUUUUGUUAAGGAGAUGAAUGAUGCGGCGAUGUUUUAUACCAACCGGGUUCUUAAGGACUACAAAGAAACAGAUAAGAAGCAUGUGGACUGGGUUAAGGCCUAUCUAAAAAUUUGGGCUGACUUCCAAGCUUACAUCAAGGCAAACCACACCACUGGGGUUUCGUGGAGCAAGACUGGUAAGAAAGCGACGGCAGCUAAAGGUUGCGGGAUGCCCGGAGGCCCUGCUCCCCCCACUGCACCAGCACCUCCACCUUUUGUUCCUGCAACUGCGGCCUCUCCCAAACAUGAUGACUCCCAGGCACGAUCUGCUCUCUUUGAUCAGCUGAACAAGGGAGAUAACAUUACAAGUGGACUGAAGCAUGUGUCAGAUAACAUGAAGACACACAAGAACGAAGCUUUGAGAAAUCAAAAACCACUGCAAACUGGUCCAAAGCCAUUUGUUGCCAAAACUCCCACACCAUCAAAGCCAGCUGCCAAGAAACAGCCACCGGUGCUAGAAUUGGAGGGGAAAAAAUGGAAAGUGGAAAACCAGGAGAAUGUCAAAGACCUGGUGAUCGGCAACACUCAGUUGGGUCACGUGGUAUACAUUUACAAGUGUGCACAAAGCACUGUUACCGUCAAAGGCAAGAUCAACUCCAUUAUUGUUGAUAACUGUAAGAAGCUCGGGCUAGUUUUCGAAGAUGUUGUUGGCAUUGUGGAGGUCAUUAACUGCAGAGAUGUGAAGAUUCAGGUUUUGGGUAAAGUGCCAACUGUGUCGAUCAAUAAGACUGAUGGCUGCCAUACCUACCUCAGCAAAGAUUCUCUUAAUUGUGAGAUUAUCAGUGCCAAGUCCUCUGAGAUGAAUAUCCUGGUUCCUGUCAAUGAUGACUUUAUUGAGCACGCUGUCCCAGAACAAUUCAAGACUGUCUGGAACGGCAAGAAGCUGGUGACUACAGUGACAGAAAUAUCCGGUUAAAGUGCAUGGAUGCUGGGACAUCUACCUACAGGCAUGGUCUUAAUGUUGUCGCUUGUACUGAUGAACAUGAUCUGUAGAAGCAAUGAGCUAACUCUCUGCACAUUCAACCCUUAGACUUGUACUAUAUUCCUAUUGAGAGGUACUUAACCUGCUACAGCAUAAUACCUCAAGUACUGGUGUUUCCUUUCCCAGUAUAAAAAUGGCCUAAAAUAGCUGAAUUAGAGCAUGGGGAGGGCUGGUGUCAGACUCUAGCAGUAUGCAUCUAUGUUCAUGAACCUAUGAGCAUAGAACAAUGUUAUACUGGGAAGACUGUUGAGGUGAUAGUGCACCAAAAUGCAUAUUUAAUAAAAAAAAACUAGCAUUGCUGAGCUCUUUCCAUGGGAAGAUUUAGUAUAGGCACUUUCUCCUUUUCCCCCUUCUCCUCCUCCUCCCCAAAAUAGACAAGGUCACGUGUCCAAGAUUUGAAAAGAAUGGGUACCGCUUGAAUCUUGAAGAUGUGCCAUCAGGGGAGUUCUGAUAUGCAAUUACUCGUGUCUCUUUCCAUUCCAUUUUACUCUGUGCCUCUUUUUAUUCAUUUCUAGGCUUUGGGGUUCAUGUAGUGCAGCAGGCAGUGUUUAUAGAGUUCUCCCACGUUGUGUGCAAACAGCCCUUCACUGCACUGCCUGGGGUAUGUUGGGGUGUUUUUGUUCUUGAAACCUUUUAGCCUAUUAAUAUCCACAGUUCAACAUGCACAAAGAUUAUAAAGCCACGGUAAGCACUUCAUCCAUGGGCCAGAUUCAACUUCUGUUUUAAUAAAGCGUCGCUAUUAAAAAGUCUCAUCACGGACAUGAUUUAAAGGUACCAUUUUAUUUCCUUCCACACAUCUAAACGCAGCACUAUGCCAGCCUCAUUUCCUUCUCUGCCAGAGCUGCUGGCUUUGCUGGCCUUCAGAUUCUUGUGCACUAACAGAAUACUGAGGUUUGUUGGCCCCUGUAUCAUUCCAUACCAUCCUAGUUAAUUUUAUCCCAUGAGAAUCAUCCCAAUACCUCCUGGAGACCUGGCAUUUUCUGUUAACUUUGAUCUGUUUUACCCUGGUUCCACAGCAUGUUUGGCCUGAACUUAUCAUAUAUAUAUAUAUAUAACAAACAUUAAGCAUUAGCUGGGACCUUGACAUUUUUGUGAACAAAAUGUUCUACUUGAAUCAAUUCCUCCCAAAUCCUUACUAGGAUGUGUAUCUAACCAGGUCUCAAGACUAUUGGCUGAUGUCACGCAGUUCCUCUGGGGAUUGUACCUACAGGCAGAGAACGUAAUGCGAAAUUCAAUCCUGAGAUCACUGUAGCUGCCAAAGGGUUAAACCUUUGUGUAUUCCUAAUCAUAGCGUUUACUUAUCAAUUUACUCCUUUACUGUGUUGGAUGAAUCAGAGCGAUUGGCUUGAAAACAGGUUAUUUUGUUUCUGGAGACUAACAUUCCAGCACCAGUUGCACUAAUUCACGUGAAUCGUUUUUUAAAAAUAUCUUAAUAAUUUUCCACUUGUACAGUAGAAAAUAAUGCAGAGCACAGACCUGUGGUAGAUAUUGCACACCAUUCCUUUUCAUUAUAUUCUAUGCAUUCCAUUAGCUUUAGACAUAUUAAGCUCCAUUUCAAUUUGUUUUGAAGAUCUAUUGUACUGUACUAAUAGGGGACAGUAGUAGGGAACCUAACCUGGUGCAUAUUAGAUUUCUGUACGGGGCCACUGACUGCUAUGGUUACAGUGUAUUUACUGUGUGUAAAUGUUAUGGGUUCUGUGGAAAUGCCCUUGAUCAGACUGUCUUUGUAAAUUUGUGAAUUAUUGGGAUAAAUUGACCAGAUGCAAUAAACUCUAAUAGAUGGCUGCACCCGAGUUACAAAGCUUUGAGGAUGACGACAACUGGAGUUCAGAGUGAGAGAUUUGAAAGGUGUGAGCUUGUGUUGAACUCGUUGGUUGGUCGGUCAUUUAUUUUUGUAUCAAAUGUACAAUACAGUGAAUACAGUUUUUAAUAUUAAAAUUCAAAAGCUAAUUUAGCAGUUAUUGUUCCUUGGCUUUAACCAAUCAUAGGAUGUUGAUCAUGCAACUGCUUGAUCGGUAUCAAUAGGUUUUUUUUGUCUAAGUUACUCACUGUAUUGUAUAUUCAAUUAGAUUCACUGAUAUCAAUGUUUUAUUAUUGAUCGGUCUGCAGAAUUUCAGUAAUGUACAAGAAUUGCCCUUGGUUCCUGCUGCUUGUGAUUACUUUGCUUUCCUUAUAUACAUCAGGAAUUAAACUGCAAAAUUGAAUAAAAUUUAUUGCCAACUUGCUUAAAAA